UAAGACCACAGGUCAGGAUUUAGCAAGUACUCUUCAACUGUCUCAGCUGUCAGCACCUCACUCGUCCACGAUGCAGUACAAGGCUCUCUUCUUCCUGGUAGCCCUCGGGCUGGUGCAGGGGAUCUCCGCCAGCUCCAACUCCAGCACCAACGCCAGCGUCGUCACCAGUGUCAACACCUCCGUGGCUGAAGAUGUGAACAUAUUCUCAACCCUGAUACAGGCGGCCAUCAACGCAUCGGAAACCUUCACCAACAAGACGAAGCUGGAAGAGUUGUUGAACAAGACCGAGGCGUACCUGAACCAGACGGCGGCGUCCAUCAAGGCCCAGCUCAACUCUUCUUCGUUGGCGGUGAGCGAGGCGGUCGAGGAGGAGAUGAGCAAGUUGUCCGACUCGUGGUCCAACUUCACCUCAGCCGCCGCCAACGCGACCUCCAACUCGUCCGUGAGCACCGCCAUGGCCAGCGCCCUUUCAUCCUGGGAGAACGCGACCAAGAACGCGAUCUCCGCGUGGCAGAACGCGACCAGCAACGCUUCAUCCGCGUGGGCGAACGAGACUUCAGCGUGGCAGAACGCGACCAGCAACGCGAUUUCUUCGGCUGUGACCGCAGCCAACGAAACGGCUUCUGCAUGGAAGAAUGCGACGAGCAACGCGAUUUCAGCAGCUGAGACCGCAGCCAACGAAACGGCUUCUGCAGCGGAGACCAUAGCCAACAACAUCAAUAAUGUGGUCCAGUCGUUCAUUCCAAACAUUUUUGGCUGAUUUGUUGUCAUUUCCAAAAUGUGACUGACUUGUAUUAUGGGGUAUAAUUAAAAUUCUCUCUGAGAAAUAACUCAUAUCAA
This is a messenger RNA of Bacillus rossius redtenbacheri, 840 nucleotides long. RefSeq lists its product as uncharacterized. NCBI's taxonomy places the organism in Eukaryota, Metazoa, Arthropoda, Insecta, Phasmatodea, Bacillidae. The record is from RefSeq and is a predicted model, not a curated record. The coding region runs from base 71 to 760 and encodes 229 amino acids. The transcript is spliced from 2 exons.